Messenger RNA from Rotaria socialis, 1209 nucleotides. Lineage: Eukaryota; Metazoa; Rotifera; Eurotatoria; Philodinida; Philodinidae. The record is from the annotation of a GenBank genome assembly.
AUGGAUUAUUUCAAGAACCACAGCUAUAUUCAAUUGGUGUCGGUUCUCGACCGUUGUCAAUCGCAGUUGCUGACUUUUGCAACAAUACAGACAUUUCCUAUUAGCUCAGGAUUUCAUCCAGAUUCCAUCGUUAUCGGUGACUUCAACAAAGAUAACAUAUUAGACGUAGCUAUCGCCGAUUCUGAAAACAACAAUAUUCCUGUACUUCAUGGAUCAAGUAAUGGUACCUUAACUACUCGUGAGACACAUUCAACUGGUGCUAAUUCGACUCCGAUGGUUUUGGCCGAGGGUGAUUUCAAUAACGACCAAUAUGUUGCUAAAACAUUUGCAAAUCAAACAACAUAUUUCACUGGAGCUUACGCUUUCUCAAUAUCGGUCGCUGUAGGUGAUUUUGAUGAAGAUAGCGUUCUCGAUAUUUCUGUCGCUAAUCGUGAUAAUAAUAAUGUGGGUGUAUUCAUUGGGCAUGGUGAUGGAAAUUUUGCACCACUAACAAUAUAUUCAACUGGAGACAGUUUUGAGCCAGAGAUGUUUAUCGUUCGUGACUUAAACAAUGACAAUAGACCCGAUAUUAUAAUUAGUAGCCAACCGUUUUUAAGUACGAAGUCCUAUUCAACGGACAAUGAUUCGCACCCACAAUCUAUCAUCAUUGCAGAUUUGAACGAUAACUCUCGUAUGGACAUCAUUGUCGCCAACUACGGCAAAGAUAAUAUUAGUAUAUUACUUGGAUAUGGGAAUGAAACUUUUAUGGAACAAAUCACACAUGCGACUGGCCGUGGCUCGAAAUCGAAACCUCGUUCAAUUGCUUUUGGCUAUUUUAAUAACGAUACUCUAUUAGAUAUCGUUGUUGCUAAUGCUGGUACCAAUAAUGUCGGUAUACUUCUUGGCUAUGGCAAUGGAAUCUUUUCGAACAUAACCUUAUAUUCAACUGACGAUUCUGUAAGUCCUUCUUCAGUUGCGGUGAGUGAUUUCAACAACGACAAAUACCUUAACAUCGCUAAGGUCAACGCUGACUCAAAAAUAAUACUUUUAUUGUACGGAAACAGCAAUGGCACUUUUGAAAAUGCGAAGUCCUAUUUAUUAGAGUAUGAAUCUCGACCAUACUCAGUAGCUGUUGGUGAUUUCAACAGAGACAAUUGGAUAGAUAUCGCAAUUGUAAAUUACGGGACCGAUAAUGUUAAUAUUAUAGUACAGAUAUGCAAUGCUCCCUAA